Messenger RNA from Nicotiana tabacum (common tobacco), 744 nucleotides. RefSeq lists its product as uncharacterized. Lineage: Eukaryota; Viridiplantae; Streptophyta; Magnoliopsida; Solanales; Solanaceae. The record is from RefSeq and is a predicted model, not a curated record.
UAGUGACAUUGAUUCUUAUCAACUUUGAAUUGCAGCUCAACUGAAGCAAAAUCAACAACUACAAGGAGUCAAAUUUUCCACCUUCAUCAUCGAUGGCGUCAGUAGGAGGAAGUGCGACGGCGCCUCCACCUCCGCUGCCGCCUAAGGAAUCUUUAGUCCGGCGCUACAAGUUCCUUUGGCCUAUGAUCUUGGCUGUCAAUUUGUCUGUUGGAGCUUAUCUUUUCUUGAGGACCAAAAAGAAAGAUGUGGGAACUGAGGCAGGAGAAGUGGUUGAUAGUCCUAGUAAUUCAGUUUCAUCAGCAGCUGCUAUUACUGCAGCACCUUCUGUGCAGCCUGCUAUUGUUCAUGAACCAAUUUCAGGAGAACAACAGCGUGAAAUAUUUAAGUGGAUAUUGGAAGAAAAGAGAAAACUUAAGCCAAAAGAUCCGGAGGAGAAAAGGCGCAUUGAUGAUGAGAAAGCCAUUCUCAAGCAGUUUAUUCGAGCCAAGUCCAUUCCAAGUUUGUAAAGACAGACCCUUCACGUCUUUGAUACUAGUAGCGUUUGAUUGACAAAUAUUAUAAUGUUUUGAGGUUGGAUUUCCCCUUUUUCUUUUUUACUGCAAAGAUGGCGUUGAAUCAAUUUGCUUGGACUAUAAGUCCGACAUAGGAUAUAUCUGAAUGGCUUUUGUAAGAAAACUGUAAAUAGAGGUGCUUUUCUUCUUUAUAUUAAUACGAAUGCACAAGUGUGAGUAAGUUUUAAUCUCA